Molecule: messenger RNA, 1450 nt
Organism: Nilaparvata lugens (brown planthopper)
Lineage: Eukaryota; Metazoa; Arthropoda; Insecta; Hemiptera; Delphacidae
Product: pickpocket protein 28-like
Exons: 2
Coding region: 77-1450 (457 amino acids)
Biological process (GO): sodium ion transmembrane transport
Cellular component (GO): membrane
Molecular function (GO): ligand-gated sodium channel activity
Source: RefSeq, a predicted model, not a curated record
AAAGUUCGUACCUACACUUACAAUAACAAUGAGAUGAUGGAUGCCACCGUUGUCUACUUGGAUGCAUUUCUAGGCGAUGAAGAUGAAUGAAUGGAAAGAGGAUCCCAUGACAAUAGAAUUGGCGAACACUCUCCAACAUAUCUCUACCCUGCCUUAUCCUGCUUUCACCUUGUGUGGUCCAUUACGUGUGGCAAACGAAAAUGUUGAAUAUCUUUUGAAGAAACUAGAUGGUGAUGGAAAUUACAAGAUUGCAGAUAUUCUAGGUAUGCCUGUAAGAGCAUUUGAUGAGAUGUUCAACAUGAGUUCAACUGGAAAUAGUUCAGAUAGUAAUAGGGAAAGAUUUUUUAUAUCUUAUUCGAGUCUUGAAACCUUCCUCCUUGAUUCCUCAUUGUAUCAUUAUCCAUCAAUCUCACCACCAUUUUAUUCUGGACCAGAUCGACCAACUUUCCUGUUUAGGGAACUCUGCUGGUCCAGCAACAUUCUUCCAGCUUCGAAGAUCUACAAGAUGAAUACAGCACAACAUCAUUUGGACUUGGAAAUAAGAAAUAGGCAUGGACUGAACAUUCAAUUAAAUACUGAUAUGAUAAAUGGAUUCCCGUCAUAUACAGAACAUUGGUCGCAAAAAAGGCCAUACUACUUCAUUCCUCGACCAUUGAAGAUACCAGUUUUGGAAGUGCAAUCAGACAUAACUUAUCAUCUGCAUGAAUAUGAAGAGGAGGACAAGUUUAUUGGCAGGGACAAAGGAUAUCGGUUUACAAUCCACAAUCCUUGGGAUGUCCCUAGUCCAUUCAUGAGAUGGCAUCGAUUCCAGCCAUCAAAAGACUCUCGCAUUCUAAUUGAACCUGAACUAAUAAUAAAAUAUCCAGUCAAUGAGAACGAUUUUCUGUACAAAGUUCCAUAUGCCAAGCAAUGCUACAACACAACGGAGAAAACAUUGGACUUCUUUCAAUAUUAUACGCGACAAAACUGUUUAAUGGAGUGCUCCACCAAGAGAGCUUUGAGAGAAUGUGGAUGUGUUCUGUUUUACAUGCCACACAACGAAUCAACAUACAUAUGCUCUGAUGAAUACAGCUCCUGUGCGGUGGAUGUUGCCAAAGCCACUCAUUAUGACACGGGUGACAGGAAAUUUGUUGAUCCUUGUGACUGUUUGCCAUCUUGUAACUACAUUGACUACAAGGUUAUAUCUUAUGAAACAGAAGGUAUUGAAAGUUUAGAUUCCAAAAUUUCCUAUUCUAAAAUUGAAUUCAGAGACGUUUUCUUCUAUCCAAAAGUUCGUAGCUACACUUACAAUAACAAUGAUAUGAUGGAUGCCACCGUUGUCUACUUGGAUGUAUUUCUAGGCGUGAGUAUAAUGACUGUAGCCGAAAUAUUCUACUACAUUUUGUUGUAUGUUAUAGAUUAUUUGAAAAGGAAGAUACAGCGAAUGUUUGAUUGGCUGUAUAUGUCAUAA